UGUAUUGUGAACCGCACGCGAAUGCGAUCCUUUUCGCGUUUCUUCCUCUCCUCGCCUGUCCUCUCUUCUCCUACAGGAAAAGAGCAUCGGAAAUGGCGGCGGCCCUCGCUCGUCUGUCACGAAGAACUCUAGCCGAUCCAUCCCGACUCCUCCCCCUUCGCCGCCUCCUCUCCGCCGAGGCCGCCGCGCCGGCGGUGUCACCGGCUGCGGGGCCGCCGCUGACGCCGUCGGAUCGCGUGAAGUGGGACUACCGGGGGCAGCGCCGGAUCAUCCCUCUGGGGCAGUGGGUGCCCAAUAUCGCUGUCGACGCCUACGUCGCCCCGAACGUCGUCCUUGCCGGGCAGGUGACGGUCUGCGACGGCGCCUCUGUCUGGAACGGCGCCGUCCUGCGCGGCGACCUCAACAAGAUCACCGUCGGCUUCUGCGCCAACGUCCAGGAGCGCUGCGUUCUUCACGCCGCCUGGAAGUCACCCACAGGGCUUCCAGCUGAAACAUUAGUGGAGCGAUACGUUACUGUUGGUGCUUACAGUCUGCUUCGUUCAUGCACAAUCGAGCCAGAAUGUAUAAUCGGUCAGCACUCUAUUCUUAUGGAAGGAUCAUUGGUGGAGACCAAUUCCAUCCUUGAAUCUGGAUCUGUGCUCCCCCCUGGUCGUAGGAUUCCAACCGGUGAGCUAUGGGCCGGCAAUCCAGCUCGUUUUGUUCGAAAGCUUACCCACGAAGAAAUCUUAGAGAUUCCAAAACUAGCUGUGGCCAUUAAUGAUCUUAUGCAGAGCCAUUUUUCUGAAUUCCUUCCAUAUUCCACGGUUUACUUGGAGGUUGAGAAGAUGAAGAAGGCCCUAAAUAUUUCUCUUUGAAGGAAGAGCAUUUUGUUGGCACAGUUGGAGGAAAUAAGCAGCGACCACUCGAUGUGUAUUUUUGGCAUCUAAGACCAAAUGUUUUCUGUUUGUUGGUGAAUAUAUAACAAUGAACGUCUGUGUUGUUUCCUUA
Molecule: messenger RNA, 987 nt
Organism: Musa acuminata AAA Group (dessert banana)
Lineage: Eukaryota; Viridiplantae; Streptophyta; Magnoliopsida; Zingiberales; Musaceae
Product: gamma carbonic anhydrase-like 2, mitochondrial
Exons: 2
Coding region: 93-854 (253 amino acids)
Source: RefSeq, a predicted model, not a curated record